Molecule: messenger RNA, 451 nt
Organism: Elaeis guineensis (African oil palm)
Lineage: Eukaryota; Viridiplantae; Streptophyta; Magnoliopsida; Arecales; Arecaceae
Source: RefSeq, a predicted model, not a curated record
GCAAAAAGCAAAAUAGAGAGGUAAAACCAUGAGCUCCUCAAACCUUCCAUUCGUUUUUGCCAUUGCGGUGUCUCUAGGCAUGAUCCACACCGCCAUCGCCCAAAACUCCCCCGAAGACUUCGUGAGCCCCCAUAACUCCGCUCGGGCCGCCGUCGGUGUUGGCCCGGUGUCGUGGAACGACUCUGUGGCAGCCUAUGCCCAGGACUAUGCCAACCAGCGUAGUGGCGACUGCCAGCUCGUCCACUCCGAUGGAUCCUACGGUGAGAACCUCUUCGGCGGCAGCGGGGCGGACUAUACGGCGGCGGACGCUGUGAACUUGUGGAUGUCAGAGAAGCACACUACAGCAAAAGGGGGGGUUGCCGAUCAUUUUUUGCCGAUGCUUCUAAAUUGCGCUGACCUGCCGACGCUUUUAAAAGGCGUCGUGAUUCAACGACGCUUAAAAGCGUCAUAA